Molecule: messenger RNA, 7280 nt
Organism: Motacilla alba alba
Lineage: Eukaryota; Metazoa; Chordata; Aves; Passeriformes; Motacillidae
Gene: ST3GAL3
Product: ST3 beta-galactoside alpha-2,3-sialyltransferase 3
Exons: 14
Coding region: 1823-3175 (450 amino acids)
Molecular function (GO): sialyltransferase activity
Source: RefSeq, a predicted model, not a curated record
ACAUUAACUCAUGUGUCUGUGAUUAAAUCAUCAAAUUGCUUGCAAAUUACUUGGGUCUGUGGCAUGAGUGUGGCUGGUUUGGGGAGCUGCAGCCUCUUCUUGUGCCACUGCUUUGCUGAAUUCCCUCCUCCCUGUGACAGCACAUGAGAUGGAGUCACCCCUGCCAUUCCCAUUUGAGAGGAGGCAGUGGCUGGAUGGUGCCUGCCUGCCUCACCUGACUCUUCCAGCUGUUUUUAUGGUAUGAACGGGGAUGGGGUAAUGCCUGUCUGGAGAGCUCAAGAUGAACCCAUUGAGGUUCAUGGCCAUCACAGUUCUAAGUGUCUCAGAAAUUCAACUUUAUUCAGCAAUCAUCUCAGAAACUCAAGGACAGUACUCCUGGCUUCAGUGAGGCAGCAUGGCCACAGCUGGAGCUGUGCUCAUCCAAGGUUCCUGCAGCACUGGCAUGAAGAAAUGCGCUGUGAUAUCCAGUGAUGGCACCUGGGCUGAGCAAGACUCCCUAUUUCACUCCAGAUCUCAGGUAGGCUUCUCUGGGGAGGCUGCUGCAGGGGAGGUUAUUUUACUUGGUUUCUUAAGGAGCAGAAUUAAAGAGGGAACCUUCACCUAGCCUAUUAUUUUUAAGAGGCUGUGUUCAUGGUGUGCAGCCUGGUGACCAGUCAGUGCAGAGAUUCUACGGUGGCCAUUGUCACUCUGGACAGAAUGGGUAAAAUACUAACAGGCAUUGCAAAAUAUUUCCCAGACAGUCAAACCAGCCUGCAUGCCAGCAGGCACUGCUUGGUUCUGUGCUCUCCUCUCUUUCAUGGUAGAGUAACCAACCUACUGGGAGCAGGACACUGGCUCCCGGACAGCUCACCAGGGCUUAGCAAAUCUUCCUAAGGCCUGCCAAGCUCAGCUCCCUAAGCCCCCUCAAAUGUGGCAACCAUGACAUCCAUGACUCUAGGACAAGGGAGCAAGGGAGGGAGUUGUGUGGCAGUGGAGGUGUCUCCAACCAGCAAACUCCAUUCAUCAGUUCCUGGAUGUGCAGCUGAGAUACAGGUGGUUCUAACCUGCCAGCAGGGGGUCUGGAAAAGAUUUGAAAUUAUCCUGCCUGAAUCCUUAUCCUGAUGCUAUGGUAGAAAGGACUAAUGCAGCCCUUUAAGACAGAAAAUAGGAAAAGCAGAUUAAAUCCCUGUGUAGAAGCAUUAGGGAGGCUUGUUGUAGGAUUCUGUAUCUUGAAAAGGAUUCAGUAAAAUCAGAGAGGCUCUGUAGAGCAGAAACACAAAAAAUGGCUUGAGGGUGGGAGGAAAAGCCUGGCAGAAAGAGAAUUAAGCGACUCAGUAUAUUUAGCUUUUCAGAAAGACGGAUGAGAGGGGGUUUGCUUGCAGCAUAUGUGUAGUGUCACAAAGAGAAAAUGCCAGGCUCUGAAAGGCUCUUUAAUCAAGCAGAAAGCAGAAUAAAAUGGUAUGUCUGCAAGCUGAAGCCAGACACAGGGAGGUGGGAUGCUCUUCUGAACGUGAGGGUGAGGGACUCCUGAAACAGACCCAGAAAAGUGGGAGUCUGCAAUGCUUGUCUUCAAUUCAAGCCUACCUCCUCUCUUGGAAACUAUGAGUGAACCAAACCUAGUGUAUUGGAAUUACUGCAAGGAAGUGAACUGCUGAGCACGGUGCUGGCCAGGGGCUUGCACUCACACAACUGCCUGCCAGGCGGGACCACUGGGUCACGUCAUCUGAGGAAGAUCCUUGGAAAGCUGUCCAGUCAGGCAGAGCACUUGGGGAGGCAAUCAGGCGACUCCAGGUGUUUACCUGCUCCCAAAGUGGUCAUGUAGAAGAGCAGAUUUAAUGUGAAGAUGGGACUCUUGGUGUUUAUGCGUAACCUGCUGCUAGCCCUCUGCCUCUUUCUGGUACUGGGAUUUCUGUACUAUUCUGCUUGGAAGUUGCACCUUCUCAGAUGGGAGGAUUCAAGGAUCCAGUUUACCACUUCUCCUUACCCUGUGAGCCGUUGUCAUGGCACAGCUGUGCUGGGGGCAGUUGCAGUGAUGUGCUGGGCCACACAAGAUUCAGUGGUUCUUUCCUUUGACUCCGUUGGACAUACAAUAGGCUCAGGAAGGAGAGAGAGAAAAACUGUGGCUAUUGUGCUUCCGCUGUCCAUCCCAUCUCACCUUGCUGCAGACCCAGGAAAAGACAGAGCCCAGAAAGAACCCACAGAAACCAUGACAGCUCCAGGCCCAGCCAUUCCCAAAUAUGACAAACUGGGCUUUCUCCUGAACCUGGACUCAAAACUGCCUCCAGAACUGGCAUCAAAGUAUGCCAAUUUCUCUGAGGGAAUGUGCAAGCCAGGCUAUGCAUCGGCGCUCAUGACUGUCAUCUUCCCAAAGUUCUCGAAGCCGGCACCAAUGUUCUUGGACGAUUCCUUCAGGAAAUGGGCACGUAUCAGGGACUUUGUACCCCCCUUUGGAAUUAAAGGACAAGAUAAUCUGAUCAAAGCCAUCCUGUCAGCAACCAAAGAUUAUCGUCUAACUCCAGCUCUUGACAGUCUCAGCUGCCGGCGGUGUAUUAUUGUGGGAAAUGGUGGAGUACUUGCAAAUAAGUCAUUGGGGUUAAAAAUUGAUGACUAUGAUGUUGUUGUCAGGCUGAACUCGGCUCCAGUGAAGGGCUUUGAAAAAGAUGUGGGUGGCAAGACAACACUCCGGAUCACGUAUCCUGAAGGUGCAAUCCAGAAAAUGGAGCAGUAUGAGAAGGAUUCCCUGUUUGUUCUGGCAGGAUUCAAAUGGCAGGAUUUCAAGUGGCUGAAAUACAUUGUUUACAAGGAGAAAGUGAGUGCCUCUGAUGGCUUUUGGAAGUCAGUGGCAACCCGUGUCCCAAGGGAGCCUCAUGAGAUUCGUAUCCUGAAUCCCUUCUUCAUCCAGGAGGCAGCUUUCAGCUUCAUCGGUCUGCCUUUCAACAACGGCCUGAUGGGCAGAGGGAACAUCCCCACCCUGGGAAGCGUAGCAAUAACCAUGGCGCUGCACAACUGUGAUGAGGUGGCAGUAGCUGGCUUUGGCUAUGACAUGAGUUCACCCAAUGCACCGCUGCACUACUAUGAGAACAUCAAGAUGUCUGCCAUCAAAGAGUCCUGGACGCACAACAUCCAGCGGGAGAAGGAAUUUCUGAGAAAGCUGGUGAAAGCCCGAGUCAUCACUGACCUAACCAGUGGGAUUUGAGUGGCUGCAGCCGCUGCGUCCAAGGGAGGAGACAAAGACACGCUGCAGCUCUGGGAGCAGGCACUGGCAGCCCCCUGCAAGAAUCCCACCUCACUGAAGACACACAGAGAUGCCCAAGUGCUCUGGGAAGACCCUCUUGCAUUGCCAGUCUGCACGAGGGUUACAUCUCCCAUCUCCAGGCCUAGAGCUGGCAGGAGGUGGGCAAGGGGCUGAGUGGACAGUUCUUGAACUCUGCAUCGCAGACAGGUCUUCUGCAUCCUGAAUUAGACAGGAAAGACUCAGGAGAGAGAAGAAAGGUUUGUGAAUACAAUGAUUAGUGCCAAAUGGGAGGUGAUGCUGCCCUAAGGCAGCAAAGCCUGAAUGUACAAAGUAUUAUUUUUUAAAAGACUCUGCUGGAACCAUACUAGAAAUACCAAGGUACUAGGCAAAGUCUGCUUGCGCACAGCCCUGCGAAAAACCUGGCCUCUUCAUGCUCCAUCUGCAUUGUCACCGGCCUCUGACCUUUCCCCAGGAAAACAAAUCCAUCCAAAACUUCGGUGUCACUGGUGCUGCUACGAUUCGAAGGGAGAAUAAUGGCUUCCUCUCGUUCUCCACUUGGAGCUUCUGGAUGGAGAUGAGCAUGGGUUUGUUUUUCUGCAUUUUUCCUCGCAUCCUCCACAGAGGCAGCAACAGCAGCCACUGACUUGGCUGUGUUUUCCAUAGCCAUUUGCUCUGCUUCUGCCCUGACCCCGAGGUGGAGCAGGGAGCCGGUGGCUUUCUCCGCCUACAGCAGACCCUCCCACCUUCCUGCCUGUCACGAUGCAGAGGAGCCUGCCCCGUUGUGCUGAAGGCUUUCAGGCCUCUCGGUUUGUGCCUGCUGUGCAGGGCCCCUGAAGAGUCCGUGCAGACUUGUGUCACUGUUUCUGGACAGCAUCUCGCUUUGGUUUUGUGUGGGAGGGGAGUAAUUUAUUCUUUGGAAGGAGGUCAGAUCUUGAGCAGAGAUCUCAAGCUUUACAGUUUGAGAGCAGACUGCUGAAGAUGUUUGUUUUACGUUCCAGACUCAAUCAUGUUCCCUAUUUAAGCGACGUGUGACCUCAAUGAUGAUGGAACCUGAUGGGAACUCUCACCCUCUGCUCGGCCCCUGCUCACUCCAUUUCCAAGCUCCUCCAUGCUGCUCUCAGGAGCUGCUCCUCCUGCUCUCAGGAGCACGUCCUUCCUUUGCCCUCUUGGUCCCAAGAUGCACUAUUUGCACAUUUGAUUUGUAUACGUAUUUCAGAGGAGCUGGAAUAAACUGAUCAACGUGGCCAAGUGCGAGGGCAGCAGGGUGGUGGUCUCGUCCACCUGAAGAGCGUGGGCAGAAGGGAGGUUGCCAAGGGAAUGAGCAGUUACAUGUGGAAAGUGGCUCCUGUGCUCUCCUAGCCUGGAGCAGGCUGGAGUGCACCCUCAGGCACUGUCCCAGUCCCUGGGAGUCAAGGCACUGGCACACAGCCAGCCAGUGCUGGGGUCAGUGGAGGGGGAUCCCAGAGGGAUGUGGGUUGGGCUCAUGGUCCUGACAAUGUGUCUGACAUAGCCCAAGGAUUGCAGUCUGCCUUGCUCUGCACUGAAGGGAGCAUGACCCUGGCAUGGGCAAGGAAUGCUCAGAGCAGGGCUCGCGUGGCUCCCCUAGACCAGCUCUGCACCUGCUGACUUGCAGGGACUGUGGCUUUGGACCUGAGACCCUCAAGGGGGUGUGCAGGAGGGGCAGGCAGUGACCCAGGCGUGGGGCAGACCAGCAAACUGUACAGAAUGGUUUGAGACCAGGCUGCAGGCAGAGGCAGCUCCUAGGACAUGCCACUGAGUGCUGCUUACAGACCGGUGUGGGAUGCCUCUCUCAGGAGCCUCUCCUGCCUGCUGUGCCUGUAGCCAAGGAGCUUGCUCAGGGGCAAGUCCUGCCCAGCUUCUUCUUGCUGUUUCCCUUGUCAUCUGGGAGCAGCUCAAAGUUCUUGCUGCUUCUGGGCUGCAGAAGGCAUGCUGGGAGGCUCUCCUUCCCUUUACCCUUCCCAUGUCCCAUCCCCACUGCUCUGGUCUCCCAGCCAGGCAGUCCCUGUUCCCCCAGGGACAUGCCUCCUUUCAGGGUGCUCUGUGAGGUUUGCAGCAGGUUUUUGAGCAUAUGCUGUGGCAGAUCCUCCUUUUAAGUAUCUCCCAGUUUGUUUAUCCUUCUUGAGGACUCCAUGGGACUGAAUUUCCAUGGCUCUCAGCAGGCAACCCUCCCUUUGCAGUUCCUGGGUGUCAGCCUGGACUUGGGACCAUCUUCUGUGGAGUCCCAGCCAUGCUGGCAGUGGGAAUGCUUGGUCUGGGUCUGGCUGAGGCUGCGGCUGUGGCAGGGUUGACACCCACUCUCUGUCUUGGUGCUUUAACCAGCUGCCAUGAGAGCCCUAGGGCUGUAUCCAUGGGCUGCAGUGAGCUGAGAUGGCAGAGUGGGCAGCUGCAUCUGGAAGGAGGAGAGAAGAGCCUUUGGUGUCUCUGCUGGGACCCCCACAGAGGAUUGUUCAAUUGCAUUAUUGAACACUGCAAAGCUCCAGGGCACUUUAUCUGCCAGCUCCCUAGCUCCAGGUCCUAGGACACAGCAUGGCCACUGCUCAGCCUUCCCUGUCAUCCCAGCUCUCCACCACAGCCAUGAACAUGUCCUGAUGGGAAGUUGACCCUACAGACCAGGGAGGUGACUCCAAGCUCUUCCCUCCACCUUGACUGUGGUCUCCAGGCAGAAGAGUCCAAGUUGAAUGGAUGAGUGCAUGGUCCAGAGUGAUUGUGGUGGGUCAGGACCACCUGCAUGUGGAAGGAAAGAGCGUUUAGGGGACCAAGACUCUCCUCUGGUUCACUGACACCACAGAGCAGCCCAUGGCCAGGUGAUGGGGCUUCAGCUCCAGGAGCAGUGCACAGGACUGGGUUUUGCUCCUAGGUGCUGUUCUUUUGGCUGCCUCCCCACGUGCACCUGCAGCCACCUCCCGCCCUUGAAACGCCGCAGUGCUGCAGCUCGGAGCGGUGCCCGCGGGUCAGAGCAGGGUCAGUGGGACGGAUGUGAGUCUUGGCCUCUCCCUCGCAGUGACUCACCUUGUCAGAUCGGAAGGGAGAGCCCAGGGGAAUUCUCCACAGCCUAAAUAUAGAGCGGGGUUGCCUGGUGGCUCUGAUGCGCUGUGGUGCAGAAAGGCUGCUCGGGUGGCAGGGAACCUGCCUAGAGACAGCCGGGGGAAACACAGGGAGAUCAGGGGCCAGUGACCACAGUGGGUUUUGCUCCAACUAGUGCAGAGAGCAGGUCUGGGGAGCUGCAGGGCAGCCUGCAUGUGCUGCUCUGGAGGACAGGAGGUGCUGGAGAGCUGCUGCUGCUGUGCUGACCACACCAUGAGCUGCUUGUGCAUUUGUCAGUGCCCACCACACUGGCAUUUGGCUCCCACCACCAGCUCACCCUGUUAGGCCUGGCCAUGCUGUGGCCUCGAGCUCACACGUGCCAAAGGUAGGUACCAUGGCCAGGUAGUGUGAGACAUCAGUGGAAUCCAGCCCAGCAUUCCUCAUCCCAGCAUCUCUGGGCUUCUAGCGUCUCCUUCCUUGGAGGGAGAAGUAGAGAGGCCCUGCCUGGCCAUGCUGUGCUACCCCUCAGUGUGAGCACUGCUGGGAGCAGGGGAAGGUGUCAGGACAGGGCCAUCUGUGUCAAAUGGGUGCAGUUGGGUUGGGUAUGGGCAGAACUGGACACGGGCAAGGGCUUCCAGAGUGUUUGGCAGGGAGGCAGCCACCACGCCAAGCUCCACGGGCACCAGCACAGCAUGUGCUCUCGGUCCGAGGUUUGUCACUCACAGUGUUAGAGAUGUGUCCUUCAGUGCAGGAGCCCCUUUGGGGCCACAGCCCAGCCCCUCUGGGCUCUGGCUCCUUGCACAGCCUGCACAGGGUCUUGAAAAGGCCAGUGCAUUUGCCGGUACUGUACCAAGCCAAGAUGCAAGAACUCAAUGAGUUUUUAAAAUUAGUUUUAGUUUCUGCAUUUUUUUUUAAUUUUCCCUCUAGGCAGGGAGGGUAAGAGUCUUGCAGGCUCCUCCAAGCCGGCUUAUGUCACAUCAAUUCAGUCAUAUCACAGAAGCAAUAAAGCUAUCAAACAAGC